AUGAUUCUGUUAGUAAUUCUUCAAGGUCUCUUUUAUACCUCUGUGGCUCUUGGUUCUCUUCAUGUACUUCAUUAUUUUCUCUUUCAAAGAAAAAGAAUGAAACAUUCCAUGCGAGGAAAGAAUGUAUUAAUUACAGGUGGAUCAACAGGUAUUGGUCUCGGUAUUGCAAUUGAAUGUUUAAAACAAGGAUGUGCCAAUUUAAUUAUUGUUGCUCGAAACCGAGACAAGUUAGAACAAGCUAAAAAAGAAUUAGAAACACAUUCCGUAGAGAAACAGUCUAUUUUCAUUUAUUCAUGCGAUGUCAGUGAUGAAAAACAAGUGGAUUCCAUGUUGGAAGAAAUCUACUCGAAAAUGUUAAUAAGAAAAGUUGAUUAUUUAUUUAUUAAUCAAGGAUUGUCCAUACCAGGUUAUGCUACACUUCAACCAAUGAGUGAUUUUAAAUAUCAAAUGGAUUUAAAUUAUUUCAGUCACGUACUUGUUUCAAAGAAAUUUAUUCCCUCCAUGCUUGAUGACAAUAAGGAUGGAAAUUCAUCAUCACACAUUAUUUUCGUUGGAAGUGCAUGCUCAAUUACAUCAUUUGUUGGAUACGGAUCAUACGCUCCUACAAAAUAUGCUAUAAAAGGUUACGCUGAAGCAUUGAGAAGCGAAUUAUUAGGUACCAAUAUUCAUAUUCAUUUGGCAUUGCCUGUGGAUACUGACACAGAGGGUUUUAAAAAGGAAAACGAAACAAAACCAAAGGAAUGUGCUACAUUAUCAAGUCUAUCUGGAUUGCAAACGUAUGUUGAGUCAGGAUCUUCACUGGUCAGAAAUUUGAUGAAGAGUGCCAUUCAAUUCUACGUGACAUCAUCCUUUGAUACUUAUUUGCAAAUUGUGGGUGGAACAUUGGGUGUUGGCCCUUGUGUAAAUAUUUACAACUAUCCAUUGUUGGAUGCUAUUGUGGGUGGAAUGAUGGUCAUACCAGCUAUUUUGAGAGGUUAUGCCUACUAUUUUGAUAAGGUCAGUUAUGAGGCUGCCUUAACACACAGAAAUGAACUAUUCAAAAAGAAUUUGCGCAAACCUUUAGAGUCAUACACAACAAAAGAAAAGUAA
Molecule: messenger RNA, 1089 nt
Organism: Naegleria lovaniensis
Lineage: Eukaryota; Heterolobosea; Eutetramitea; Acrasida; Naegleriidae
Exons: 1
Coding region: 1-1089 (362 amino acids)
Biological process (GO): sphingolipid biosynthetic process
Cellular component (GO): endoplasmic reticulum membrane
Molecular function (GO): 3-dehydrosphinganine reductase activity
Source: RefSeq, a predicted model, not a curated record